AUGUGUUGAGAAUAAAUCUCAUAUUAAUGGAAGAAUAGAUCUUGGAUGGACUUAUAAGUAAGUUGAGGUACUCAUCAUAUUACCAAUUUUUAUAGUGUUACCUUAACUUUCUCUAUAAUGAGAUUCUUUACUUGUCUUGGCAGUUGUUCAAAUUUCACAUCUCACGUCAGAAUAAAAUUCUUCCCCGUUUCUAUAAACUUCUCUCCACUUCUCUCAUUUGAUUUCAUUUUCUUUUCAACUUCCAAAUCCUGUAACCAUUCUAGGUACUUAUAUUUGUCAAAUUUGUUUAUAUUUUGGAUCGAUUGUUCUUGCUUGCCAGAUCGGUAAUUCGGUUUGUAUUCCUUCUUGGAACUUGUUGCCUCCCAUUUGGUUACCCUUUGGUUGAAGAUCAAGUUAUAAGGUAGAUUGAACAUGGCAGCUAUAGUUAUUCCUACAGUUCUUAAUCAUGAGAACUAUCGCAAAUGGAGUUCUCGGAUUAAGACCUACUUGUUGGCCGAAGAUCUUUGGGACAUCGUCGAAGGCACCGAUAAACUUCCUGAAGAAGAAGACGCUGAAGCUGAACGUGAGGCUUGGAAGAAGAAGAAUGUCAAGGCCUUAUAUGCAAUCCAAAGUUCUUGCGGGGAUGUUAUUUACGAAAGAAUCGAGUACAAAACCAAUGCCAAAGAAGCAUGGGAUGCUUUGUAUGAUUUUUUGAACCCAAGAUAUACACCAUAUAUAAGCGAUACAGAUGAGAGAUCACUUGUUGAAGCGUAUCCAACCCGGAUUGAUGGUGAUGCUAGGCCAACCCCAAAUGAUCGUCAUGCUGCAAUGGAAGAAGGGCUCAAUGCAGCACAUGGUGAGAUCAGCAAUGCCGACGAUAUUGAUGCAACUUUCAUCAAAUACGUCAAGUCUAAAGAUUGGGAUAAUGUGAUCAAGUUGCUUCGCGAACAUCGCCGGCUAGGAGGACUUUCAGUUUACACGGAUAUGGGAAUUGAAGGCAAAGGUGGUACAGCACUUCACCACGCGAUCAGCCCGUUUCCGCACAUGGCCGUCAACGCGCGCAUUGUUGAACAGUUGGUGGAGUUGAUGGCAAAGGAAGACUUGGAAAAGCAAGACGGUUUUGGUCAGACAGCUUUUUUCCGCUUAAUGAGUUAUCAUCCAGAAAGGGUUGAAUUAGCUAAAUGCAUGCUUGAAAAGAACGACAAGUUACUUACUAUUUUGUGUCGUUAUGAGGGCAAGAGACCUCUGGUUGUCCUGGCAGAGACAAUGGAAAAUGCGGAAGGAAUGGCUCGCUAUCUUUACUCCGUCACUCCACAUGAAACAUUAAGAGUUACUGAUGGCGCUCAACUUAUUUCUCUUGGUUUUAAGCUCAACAGAUUUGAUAUUUCGUGGGAUUUGAUUCAACGUUACCCACAAUUGGCCAUGGCUAAAGACUACAACGAGAAUUUCCCCUUAGUAACAUUGGCAAGUAACCGUCAUGCAUUCUUAAGUGGGUGCCGGCUCAACUUUUGGGAAAAUUUGAUCUAUUGCGGUAUACGCAUAACACCUCUUCCUUCCAUUAAUGAUAAUCGUGUUGAUGUUCAAAAACCUGAAAGUGGCCAGAGUGAUCAAAGGCAUCUGUCAAACAAAAAGGAGAAUCAGAUGCCUCUCUCAGACCAAAAAGAGAAUCAAAGGCAUCUUAGUUCCUCAGGAGUGAGUUUAUUCCGAGGACUAGUCAUGAAUCUCCAAAAACUUUUGGGAAUCAAUCGCAUAUAUGAGAUGAAAUUGAUACAUGAGCGAGUCAAGCAGUUUUUACCUCUCAUGUGUAAAGCAAGUGGAUACUAUAUCCCAACAGUAGCUUUGUGCGUGGCAGCAGAACGAGGACAUGUGGAGUAUAUUAUUCAUUUCCUUAAACAAGCAUCAUCUCGCAGCAUUACAAACGAAAAGGGCCAGAACGUGUUUCAGAUUGCCGCUGAACGUCGUCACCAUAAAGUUUACAAUCUUAUAUAUGCCCUUGAUGAGUUACUCAAAGAAGAUCCAUAUCAAACACGAAUACAAGAGAGAAUGGGGUGGACAGAUAAAUUUGGCAAUAAUAUGUUACAUACAGUAGCAAGAAUUACCUCAGCGUCACAGAUUUAUCACAUUCGAGGUGCAGCCCUGCAAAUGCAAAGAGAACUACAAUGGUUCAAGGAGGUGGAGAGCAUUGCAGAUCCCAAGGAUUGUGAAUCUGUAAACGUAGAUAAUAAAACACCACGACAAGUAUUUACAGAUAGUCACAAUGAAAUGGGUAAAGAGGCAGAAAAGUCAAUGAAGGAAACAGCAACUUCUUGUACAGUUGUAGGUGCUCUCAUUGUCACCAUCAUGUUUGCUGCUGCAAUCACAGUUCCUGGUGGAAAUAAUGGAAAUACGGGUCUUCCUGUGUUCUUAAGUGAAAGGGUAUUCACAAUAUUUAUAGUUUCAGAUGCAAUCUCACUCUUUUCUUCUACAACUUCAGUUAUCAUGUUUCUGGGGAUUCUCACGUCACGCUAUUCUGAAGAUGAUUUCCGCAAAUCUUUGCCCACAAAAAUGAUAAUAGGCCUUUUCACCCUCUUUUUAUCUAUCGCCACCAUGAUGAUUGUCUUUUCUUGUGCCCUUUACAUUAUGCUUGAAGGGAAAUCAUCGAUUGUUAUUCCAAGCAUUUUGCUUGCCAGUGUUCCAGUUACCUCGUUCAUAUGGCUGCAAUUUCCAUUUCUUGUUGAGUUAGUUAUUUCCACGUAUGGACCGGGGAUAUUUGAUAGGAACCAAAAAAAAAUUGUUUUGAAUUCCUAUGUUAUCUUUAGUUAGGUUUGUAUUUGUGUUAAAAGUACGAAACUCACAUUUAUGUUGUCUAUAUGUUAAGCUUAAAAAUUUGUCAUACAUUAAGAAACUUGUAAAAAGGAGCCAAUAUAUGCGGCUUUCUAUUUAGCCAAUGAUGCGUGUGCAUUUUCUAUGUUCAAUAAUUUAUGUUCUUCCAUCCUAAAAGAAAAUUC
Molecule: messenger RNA, 2966 nt
Organism: Pyrus x bretschneideri (Chinese white pear)
Lineage: Eukaryota; Viridiplantae; Streptophyta; Magnoliopsida; Rosales; Rosaceae
Exons: 8
Coding region: 412-2781 (789 amino acids)
Source: RefSeq, a predicted model, not a curated record